Lolium rigidum is the source of this 1201-nucleotide messenger RNA. Its product is annotated as gamma carbonic anhydrase 2, mitochondrial-like. The coding region runs from base 109 to 933 and encodes 274 amino acids. Lineage: Eukaryota; Viridiplantae; Streptophyta; Magnoliopsida; Poales; Poaceae. The transcript has 5 exons. The record is from RefSeq and is a predicted model, not a curated record.
CUCCCCUCGCCGUCUCCACCCACACGCCAUUAAACCCCACCUCGCCCGCGGCUGCCGGCGGCGAGCCCCGACCGGGCCAGAGAUCGAGCGCGCAGGAGGGGGAGCGACAUGGGGACCCUCGGGCGCGCGAUCUACACGGUGGGCAAGUGGAUCCGCGGCACGGGUCAGGCCAUGGACCGCCUCGGAUCCACCAUGCAGGGCGGCCUCCGCGUCGAGGAGCAGGUAUCCAGACAUCGUACAAUUAUGAGCAUAUUCGAAAAAGAGCCAAGAAUCGACAAAGAUGUCUUUGUUGCUCCCAGUGCAGCAGUCAUUGGUGAUGUUCAGAUUGGACAUGGAUCCUCAAUCUGGUAUGGCUCCGUUUUGAGAGGUGAUGUCAACGGCAUUCGUAUUGGAUCUGGAUCAAAUAUACAAGACAACACUCUUGUACAUGUUGCAAAAACUAACAUAAGCGGGAAUGUCCUCCCAACCAUAAUUGGAAGCAAUGUUACAGUAGGGCACAGUGCUAUUUUACAUGCAUGCACCAUUGAGGAUGAAGCUUUUGUUGGUAUGGGUGCCACUUUGCUUGACGGAGUGGUUGUUGAAAAGCACAGCAUGGUUGGUGCGGGAUCCCUUGUUAAGCAGAACACGAGGAUUCCUUCUGGAGAGGUCUGGGUUGGUAAUCCUGCUAAGUUCCUAAGAAAGCUUACGGAGGAGGAGAUUGCCUUCAUCUCCCAAUCAGCAACCAACUACUUCAACUUAGCUCAAGUUCACGCAGCCGAGAAUGACAAGAGCUUCGAUGAGAUUGAGCUCGAGAAGAAGCUGAGGAAGAAGUUUGCUCACAAAGACGAGGAGUACGACUCGAUGCUUGGAGUGGUCCGGGAGAUCCCGCCACAGCUCAUCCUUCCCGACAACAUCCUCCCAGACAAGGCUAAGGCGUCCGCCGUUGCUCACUGAACGAUUUUCUCUUGUCAAGCCCCUGUUGGGAUGCUUGGUGUUGUUAUAUGGUGACUUGGAACAUUUGACGUAUGUCUUGGUCUUGUUCUCUGUUUUUUCCAUGCCCAAUAAGAUUUGGGUCGAGCGUUGUUGUAGGAUCGACCAUAUACAGUACAUCUCUUUUCCAUUGAAAUGAAGAGAAGCCUGGUAUCACUUUUGCACAUUCGGUAUGUAUUGCACUGUGCACAUUGUUGAAGCAGUGAUGUUUUGCACCGUAGAGGUGCCUGUU